AUGGGCGCCUCGACGCUCAAAGUCCCGAUGGCCCUCCACGCCGAGACACGCGCCAAGCUCGUCGACUACUACCGCGCCCACUUCCAUGCCAAGGAAAACACGGAUGCUGUUGUGCUGCUCGAGGGCGGAAAGCUCCAGCACCAGUACGACACGGAUCGCGAAAUGCUCUUCCGCCAAGAGAGCUUCUUCAUGUACCUCUUUGGUGUGACCGAUCCGGAUUGCUACGCUGCUCUGGACAUUCGCUCGGGCGAGUCCACGCUCUUUGUGCCGGAGCUCGACCCGAGCUACGCCAUCUGGGAGGGCGUCAUCCAUCCGCAAGAGUACUUCCGCAUCAAGUACGAAGUGACCCACGUUCGCUUUGUGAACGAGCUCAAAUGGUGGUUUGGGCUACGCAACCCUGAACACGGCGUUCAUGUCCUGACUGGCGUCAACUCGGACAGCAAAUCAGUUGUGCCGCCGGCCAACUUUGAUGGUCUUUCCGAGUUCAAGGUCGACUCGUCCUUCCUGCACGCCGCCCUCAGCGAAUGCCGUCUCAUCAAGACCCCGAAAGAAAUCGAGGUCAUGCGCUAUGUCAACAAAGUGAGCUCGGACGCCCAUGCUCGCGUGAUGGCCGCCUGCCGCCCUGGCAUGAUGGAGUACCAGCUGGAAAGCCUCUUCUUGCACGAGACCUACUCGAUGGGCGGUUGCCGCUUUGCUGCAUACAACUGCAUCUGCGGCGCUGGCCACAGCGGUGCUACGCUGCACUACGGUCAAAACUCGAAG
This is a messenger RNA of Capsaspora owczarzaki ATCC 30864, 762 nucleotides long. RefSeq lists its product as hypothetical. The record is from RefSeq and is a predicted model, not a curated record. Gene Ontology annotation, molecular function: manganese ion binding; metalloaminopeptidase activity. The annotation marks the transcript as partial. The transcript is spliced from 4 exons. Lineage: Eukaryota; Filasterea; Ministeriida; Capsasporidae.